Messenger RNA from Colletotrichum abscissum, 576 nucleotides. RefSeq names its product proteasome component PUP3. NCBI's taxonomy places the organism in Eukaryota, Fungi, Ascomycota, Sordariomycetes, Glomerellales, Glomerellaceae. Gene Ontology annotation, cellular component: proteasome core complex; proteasome core complex, beta-subunit complex. The record is from RefSeq and is a predicted model, not a curated record. Gene Ontology annotation, biological process: proteasome-mediated ubiquitin-dependent protein catabolic process. The transcript has 2 exons. The coding region runs from base 1 to 576 and encodes 191 amino acids.
AUGGUCGGCAAGGACUGUGUCGCAAUAGCCUGCGAUCUCCGUCUCGGCCUCCAAGCCCUCACCGUCUCCAACAACUUCCCCAAAAUCUUCCAGUACGGCGACGUCUUCCUCGGUCUCACCGGCCUCGCCACCGACGUCACGACCGUCGGCGACCUCUUCCGCUACAAGGUCAACAUGUACCGCCUCCGCGAGGAGCGCAACAUCGCCCCGACCACCUUCGCCAACCUCGUCAGCUCCUCCCUCUACGAGCGCCGCUUCGGCCCGUACUUCGUCUCCCCCGUCGUCGCCGGCCUUGACCCCAAGACGGGCAAGCCCUUCAUCUGCGGCUUUGACAGCAUCGGCUGCAUCGACUUCGCCAAGGACUUCAUCGUCUCUGGUACGGCGUCUGAACAGCUGUUCGGCAUGUGCGAGAGCUUAUGGGAGCCGGAUCUGGGCCCUGAUGAGCUCUUCGAAACCAUCUCCCAGUCGCUUCUGAACGCCGUUGACCGAGAUGCACUAUCCGGAUGGGGAGCGCACGUGUACAUUAUUGAGAAGGACAAGGUCACCAAGAGACUGCUCAAGGGCAGACAAGACUAA